GCUGUGCAUUCGACAGUAUGCGCUGAAGAUGAGCGCCGUGCGUUUACCUCAGUGAGACACAUUUAAGAACUAUCAAGAACUAUUUCGCUUCAUCCAGAGGCUGGAUAUUUCUGACCGGCCGCUUUUAUCACGGCGAGACGACUGCACUUACAAAUGCUUGCUUUUUUUCUUCUUUUUUUCCCCACUGAUCUUUCCUCAGUGUUUUAUUCGGAUUUAGUUUAAUUCUUUCUGGACUAAGGCCAACUGAAAUACCUUCAUACAAGAAAUUUAAGCUUGUCGAGAGAAAUCUUCACUGGACAAGAAGACACCCACCUCUUGCUCGAAUGGGAAUAUCACCGAAUUGUGACCUGGACUGAUAUUUUAUUAAUAUUGGUUUUCCAUCAUUGUUCCAGUUUCAGAGAUUGCACCGAUUUUUUUUCUUCUUCUGAAAUUGGAAUCACAGUGGUAUCCGUUGGAUAUGUGCAUGGACAUGAAUGCGGAUCAAGGAGGAGACAUCCCAACUUCACAUCAUUAAAUGGAUUGAUUAGUCACGAGCGAUGUUUUAACUCAAUGGCAAGUGUUCAUCGCGAUCAUGAUACCGAGAGCAAACAUUUUUGAAUUGGAUCCUUCUAUUCAUUCAUUCACAAGUUGAGGACCUUCCAUCGUAGGCUACAUUUAGCCUACAUUUGUGUUGAAUAUUUCUUUCACUGGCUCAAAAUGGUCGGUUUAAAUCUCGGUUAUCCUGAACUACACAAAUGUUCAUGUUGAAGCCAUGUUUUCCAUUCACAAUGUUUUCACAUUCAUUAUAUGAAGAAUUAUUCACCAGGUUUCUUCAUAUGUUUUUCAAAAAUAAUGCAAGAGAUGGGUGGCCUGAUAAGAUUUCGAUAAAGUAAAUGGAAGUUAUUAACUGCGUAAUCAGUACAAGUCAGAUGAAUUUCAUCGCAGAUAUAAUUAUUUUCGUUCACUCUAAAGGAUACCUACCAGACUGUGAUUUUGUUCGUUUGACUUAUUGGAUCUUUUUUUCAUUUUUUUUUUUACCUCGUACCGAAUAGGUUUAAAUGUUAAUUAAAGAUCAUGCAAAUGAGCGUGUGAAGACAUACAUCAACAGGUAGGCUACAAUGCAUUCCAAGGACAUGGAUUUCGUACAAAUGUUUUUGUGCUUUCUCUUGUGCUGGGCUGGAGUCAAUGCCGUUUUCAAUUUAAAAUACACAGUGGAAGAAGAGCUGCGUCCAGGCACAAAGAUAGCCAACGUGACGGCGGACGCAAAAGUUGCGGGUUUGGCUUUGGCAAACCGACAGCCUUAUUUACGGGUUAUCUCCAAUUCCGAGCCGCGAUGGGUUAAUCUGAGCCCCGCCGGACUGCUCAUCACUAAGCAAAAAAUUGAUCGGGAUGCUGUUUGCCGACAGACACCGAAGUGUUUUAUUUCGUUGGAGGUGAUGUCGAACUUAAUGGAGAUCUGCGUGAUUAAAAUUGAGAUUAUCGACGUAAACGACAACGCGCCCCGCUUCCCCACCAACCACAUCGACAUCGAAAUCUCGGAAAAUGCCGCUCCCGGGACCAGGUUUCCCCUAGAGGGGGCAAGCGAUCCGGACUCGGGGAGCAACGGCAUUCAGACGUACACAAUUACCCCUAAUGAUAUUUUCGGUCUCGAGAUUAAGACGAGGGGAGACGGGUCCAAAAUCGCAGAACUUGUGGUGGAAAAGACUUUAGACAGAGAGACGCAGUCGCGUUACACGUUUGAACUCACAGCGGAGGAUGGUGGAGACCCCCCAAAGUCUGGGACUGUGCAACUUAACAUCAAAGUCAUAGACUCCAACGAUAAUAACCCAGUUUUCGAUGAGCCAGUAUACACUGUAAAUGUGCUGGAGAAUUCCCCCAUAAGUACGUUAGUCAUAGACUUGAACGCUACGGACCCAGACGAAGGAACCAAUGGCGAGGUGGUCUACUCAUUCAUAAACUUUGUCUCCAAUCUGACCAAACAAAUGUUUAAAAUCGACCCUAAAACGGGCGUGAUCACCGUGAAUGGCGUUUUGGACCACGAGGAAUUGCACGUCCACGAAAUUGAUGUCCAAGCCAAAGAUCUGGGUCCAAAUUCAAUCCCUGCCCACUGCAAAGUGAUUGUUAAUGUAAUCGACAUAAACGACAACGCGCCAGAAAUCAAAUUGUUGUCAGAAAACAGUGAGAUCGUAGAGGUGAGCGAAAACGCUCCUCUAGGAUAUGUAAUAGCUCUGGUGAGAGUCUCAGACAACGAUUCGGGAGCGAAUGGAAAAGUGCAGUGCAGACUGCAGGGCAAUGUGCCUUUUAGACUAAACGAGUUCGAGAGCUUCUCCACCUUACUUGUUGAUGGCCGCCUGGAUAGGGAACAGAGAGACAUCUACAAUUUGACCAUUCUAGCCGAGGACAGCGGAUAUCCCCCGUUAAGAAGCUCGAAAUCUUUUGCAGUGAAAGUUACGGAUGAAAACGACAACCCCCCGUACUUCACUAAGCCACAUUAUCAAGCCAUGGUCCUCGAAAAUAACGUCCCAGGCGCGUUUCUGCUGGCGGUGUCCGCCAGGGACCCUGACCUGGGCAUGAACGGCACUGUGUCAUAUGAAAUCAUCAAAUCGGAGGUGCGGGGCAUGUCUGUGGAAUCUUACGUUACUGUGAACUCAAACGGUGAAAUAUACGGCGUUAGGGCUUUUAAUCACGAAGAUACGCGGACUUUUGAGUUUAAAGUCUCUGCAAAGGAUGGGGGAGAUCCUCCUUUGACCAGCAACGCCACCGUGCGCAUUGUUGUUCUGGAUGUAAAUGACAACACACCAGUGAUGACCACCCCGCCCCUGGUCAAUGGCACCGCGGAGGUGUCAAUUCCGAAAAAUGCUGGAGUUGGUUAUUUGGUUACGCAAAUAAAAGCUGAUGAUUACGAUGAGGGGGAAAACGGAAGGUUGACGUAUUCAAUUUCAGAAGGAGACAUGGCAUACUUUGAAAUAGACCAGAUAAAUGGAGAGGUGCGAACCACAAAGACGUUUGGGGAGAACGCGAAACCAUCCUAUCAAAUAACGGUGGUGGCGCACGACCACGGCCAAACUUCUCUAUCUGCCUCGGCAUACAUUGUCAUUUAUCUAUCCCCUGAUCUCAAUGCACAGGAGCAAAUCGGACCCGUCAACCUGUCUCUCAUUUUCAUCAUUGCCCUUGGCUCUAUCGCAGUCAUCCUGUUUGUCACAAUGAUCUUUGUGGCAGUCAAGUGCAAAAGGGAUAACAAGGAAAUCCGAACAUACAACUGCAGUUUCUUGUACCUGCGCAGGGUGGCGGAGUACUCCUACGGCAACCAGAAGAAGACCAGCAAGAAGAAGAAGCUGAGCAAGAACGACAUCCGGCUGGUGCCGCGGGACGUGGAGGAGACGGACAAGAUGAAUGUGGUGAGUUGUUCGUCUCUCACCUCUUCGCUCAACUACUUCGACUACCACCAGCAGACUCUGCCGCUGGGCUGCAGGCGCUCCGAGAGCACCUUCCUCAACGUGGAGAACCAGAACUCCAGGAAUGCAGCACCCAACCAUGGCUUCCACCAUACCUUCACAGGGCAGGGCCCUCAGCAGCCUGACCUCAUCAUCAACGGCAUGCCACUGCCUGAGACGGAGAAUUAUUCCAUUGACUCCAGUUAUGUAAACAGCAGAGCACACCUAAUUAAAAGCACGUCAACAUUCAAGGACAUGGAAGGAAACAGUCUGAAGGACAGCGGGCACGAGGAGAGUGACCAAACCGACAGCGAACAUGAUGUUCAGAGAGGGCACUACGCUGACACGGCUGUCAACGACGUACUGAAUAUGACCGUACCCCCCAACAACUCGCAGCUACAUGACCAAGGUAAGUCUCUCUCUCUCUUUCUUUCUCUCUCCCUCUUUAAUUCUUUCUCUUUCCCCCAGACGGAGAAUUAUUCCAUUGACUCCAGUUAUGUAAACAGCAGAGCACACCUAAUUAAAAGCACGUCAACAUUCAAGGACAUGGAAGGAAACAGUCUGAAGGACAGCGGGCACGAGGAGAGUGACCAAACCGACAGCGAACAUGAUGUUCAGAGAGGGCACUACGCUGACACGGCUGUCAACGACGUACUGAAUAUGACCGUACCCCCCAACAACUCGCAGCUACAUGACCAAGAUCAGUCAGAGGGGUUCCACUGCCAAGACGAAUGUCGGAUCCUGGGCCACUCGGAUCGCUGCUGGAUGCCCCGGGUGCCGAUGCCAGCGAAAGUGAAGUCUCCCGAACACGGCCGCAACGUCAUUGCUCUGUCCAUCGAGGCCACAACCGUGGACGUACCUCAUUAUGAGGACUGUGGCACCACCAAAAGGACUUUUGCCACCUUUGGCAAAGAUGGGCCGGACGAGGAGAGGGCUGAACAGAGGGGCAAGCGGCAAACGGCAGAGCCGGCCGUCUGCACCCCCAAGUCCAACGGCACAGUCCGCGAAGCCGGAAAUGGCCGAGAGGCCGUUAGCCCCAUCACGUCCCCUGUGCACCUGAAGAGCCCCCAGUCCAAACCAUCCUCCGCUUACAACACACUGAAAUGCCGGGACGUAGAGCGCAUAGCCAACCACAGCCUGCUGCGGCAGCCGGAGGGGAAGGACAGUGAGCCGGCUAUGCGGGAGAUCAACACGCUCUUGCAGGACGGCCGUGAGAAGGAGUCCCCCGGCAGCAAGCGGCUGAAGGACAUCGUGCUUUAACCGGCUCCCACGUGUACACAGAACACAUACGAGUGUGUGCCGAAGUGUGCGUGUGUGUGUGUGUAUUCGUGUGCUUUUGCGAGCGUCGAGCCAAGCGGGCCUGGGGACAGAAGGGGCGAGACACAUGUGCAGCCCAUGUAUUCUCCAGAGACUGAACAAACUAAGCUGAAAAUAUGUCUCCGAGCUCAGACUGUCGUCGCGGCUUGGUAGUGACAACAACGCUUGUACGUUCGUCGCAAUCGUCUAUCUGCAGUGGACAGGCUGGUUACUGUGUGCUGCGUGACACGCUUCACCCUGCCCUCACGUCUUGCCCUUAGAGGAGAAAGACCUUCCAGGGUGACGCCAGUGACACCUAAGUAAAGUCAUGCCUUGUAGACUCGAAAGAGACUUCUAACUUUCUUUUAAUGCCUUCUUUGGUAUGCAGUUUUUGCUUCAGCUGCCAAACCGCUCACUGUUCCCGAAGAGGACGUGGGUCUCUCUGACGCUACAGAUUAUCGAGACUCUCCCCGUAACGAUGUAAGCCGUCCGACUGCGGCAGAGCGCACAGGAACACUCCGUCAGAUUUCAUUUCAUUUCAGUGGCUUUUCCCUGUCUGAUAAGACAACCCUUCUCUGUUUCCCUCAAGAUAUUCCAAUGUCAGCAAACCGUAAGGUCAUUACACUGCUUAUUUUUUAUCUCUGAUGGAGCUAAAUGAAGUUGCGCUAUCAGCUCAAGCUCACCGAAAAACUGGAAUAGGGAGAGACCGAUCCCCCAGACUUACAGCCAUAUAUAUAUAUAUAUAUUAUAUAUAUGUGGACAAAAAGAAGAAUAAGAAAAAAAAAAAAAAAAAACAUAAGACUUGUUGCUUUUGAAAUCUCCUGUGCCCUUUCCUGAUUGUAGCCAGUGGAGCGCAGUUUACUAGAACUUCGUGCUCUGGUCUUGUACUUUUUGGGAUUUUGACUAUGGGGCUAGGAUAGAAGGGGUCGUCACUUACGUCUUGCUAUGUGAAACUCUGUUUAGGGUUUAAUACUAUCAUUUUUAAUAAUCUGUUGUUAUGUGACAAUCCCUUUAAUGUUUUGUUGCGAAAGUAAAAAAAAAAAGAAAAAUAAAUAAACAUUGGUGUUCAACUAAAGCUACAGUAGCGUUUGUACACAAAGACAAAAAGGAAAAAAAAUAACAUAUAUGCCAAAAUAUAUUUUAUAAAUAAUUUAAAAUGUAUAAUGAGAAUAUUUAAUGCUGUGUAGUUAUUUUAUCAGUAAGUUAUACUUGAAAUUAACUGGCUUUUUUCUUUAUUUGUCCCCUUUUUAUUGACUUUGUUAUUUCUUCUUUUAUCCCUUUUUUUACAUUUUCAAUUGAUCUUGAUUUUUUUGUUGACUGUGUUACCCCUGGCAACUGUUGAUUGCAGUCUACCUUGUUGUAAAAGAGUUUCUUAUUGGUCAGUUUUCGUGCCAUCAAGUUUCUGUGUGGGCAAAAAAAGUGAAAAAAGACAAAAAAAAAAAAUAUCAACACCAACAGUUGUGUGUCAGUACAAUGAGCUUAGAGUGAGAUAGCAAAAGAAACCAAAAAAUUGCAACAAACAUUAAACUUUCAAGAUAACAGGUUGUUGUUUAAUCUUAAUUCUCAAGUAAUGGUAAGAGUAAGCCUACCAUUUUGAGUAACUGAAAGUGAUUCCACUCAUUUCUGAAGUGUAUAAGAGGCUCGAGUUCCAUGUAAAGCAAACCCAGAUGCUCUGAGACAGACUUGCUUUGCUAUCUAUCAUCAAGUACAGCCCUGCAUUUUUCAGAUCACUUAAGAACGCUGUACCAAGCCCACUCAAACAAGUUUGUUUUACUGCAGGAAGGGGGAAAAAAAACUGAUUUGGUGGAAUUGCCAUAGCAGCGGAUGGAGAGAAAUUGCAAAACCAGUUUCUUUGCAAUAUUCAUUUUAUAAUGUGGAAAGUACAAACAGCAACAAUGUGUGAAAAAGAUAUAGAUCUAGUAGCUGAAUGUUUUUGCUGGUCUCACCAAACAGCUUCUGGCAACGUGAAAAACAGAAUUAUCACUGAAUGUAUACUGCAGCUUAUUAUUAAACUAUUAAAUGUUCUCCA
Messenger RNA from Pimephales promelas (fathead minnow), 6738 nucleotides. NCBI's taxonomy places the organism in Eukaryota, Metazoa, Chordata, Actinopteri, Cypriniformes, Leuciscidae. The record is from RefSeq and is a predicted model, not a curated record.